UCGCUGGCGCGAUCAUGUCGUGCAUCAUGAUCGGCAUCCUGAUGAUACUCGCGUCGAUCUCGCGCAGCUGCGCCGGCUGUCCUUUCUGCGCCAGGCAACAGCCUUCUUCCGAGCAGCAACAGCAGCAACAGCAACAACUGUACCGGACGAUCGGCAGUCCGAGACCGUUCGGCGCCGACAAGCCGACCCGCGUCCAAGAGUUCAACAGGACCGGCGUACUACAUCCAGAGUACCAGAUACCGGCGACCAUCAGGCCCGGCAACGUGUCUCAGUUCUAUUACCUGAGCCCACGGGAAGGCCCGCCUCUCACGUUACUCGUUAGCCCGUGCAGCGGCCCGAUAUCUUGGACGGUCAGUUACGUGGAGCCGCCCGAAAACGAUCAGGAAGCGGAAGGAGUAAAGUCGCAAACGCAGUGGCCCGUGAAGACUCUGAAGCCGGGCUCGCCACUCUUCACAUACGUGGGCGCGGACGACCAAAAUUUCACGAUACCAAAGACGCGGGCCGGUCUUUACUGGUUCGAGAUCAAGUCCGUGGAGUCCGCGAGCAACGGCUCGGCGGAGCGCGCGCCCGGCACGGUGCUCCUCUACGCGACGUCCAGCGCCCUGGAUCACGUACCGGGUGUACUGUACGCGAGCGAGAAGGAGCAUCGACAUCGCUCGCUGAGAUUUCAGCAACGGCGCAGUAAACGGCGCCUCACGAUCUCCUGGAACAAAAGCCACGUAGAUCCUCAUCUCUCAAACUACUGUUUAGCUGUCACCUCGGGCUCGCAGUCGCAUCCGUCGACGCUCUGCGCCGCGCAGAACGUUCUGAAAGCUCAUCCGCAUCCGGUUUCGAGAACCGGAUCGUCCUCCAAGGAGCAUCACCAUCGGGGCAUCCCGGAAGGUCUGCACUGCGUGCGGCAGACCAAGCUGACGCUUCAUAGGAUGAGAUACGACACUACGUACAACUUUACUUUAUACGUGGUGAACACGCGGAAUAACGUUUCCAAUCGAGUCGCCGUCGACGCGGUCAGGUUCAAAAAGACGCCGGAACUAACGUUACGUACCGGUCAUUACACUACUGCUAAUCUACGAAAGACGGACGGUUUCGUCAAUUUCCGUUACCGACCGCCGGACAACACCUCGAGCACUUUUCACAUACUACCCUGCGGCGGAGGCAUCGUGAAGGCGAAAUUGAGCGGACAGGGGAUAUUGCGGGAAAAAGAGGUUGUUGGAUAUGCCUCAUUGCGUGUACCUCCUCUACCUCCCAGAAAGACGUACACGUUACGUAUAUCGACCACACCGCAGGAACUAGUUCGAGUAUCCAUGAUAAAAGUGCUAGCCACACAGGAGUCAUCCACUAUUUAUCCGCAAAUACCAUCUAGAAGCCCGCCGCGCGAGUACCGAUCUCUGAGGACCUGUCACGAGGUGACGAUAGGCGUAGAACCGGCCGGCGCCGCCAAGUAUUGCAUCCUGGUGAAGGAACUGCGGAGUUCGUCGUCCCUGACCAGCGUCACGACCGUGCCCGAUCAGUGCGGGCUUCAUCGGCGCAGGCGGUCCGAAUACACGUUCGAGGUAUGCGAGGAGAAGCAUAGUCCUCCGAAGGAUCGCGCGCUGCCGUUCACCUUGAGGAGGCUGCAGCCCGGCAAAGCCUACCUCCUGCAGAUCACAGCGCAACUCAAGGGCCAGUCCUUAUCUUAUCCUCUGCUGGGUGUGCGCACGCGACGUACCUGCGUAACGUAAUCAACGCGAUUCCUGUCAAGCGAGUACUAUGUAAUAGCGACGCGAUGAUAAUCCACCGUCGGUGAAUCCAAGGUCAACUUGUUUUCAUUAAACAGUAAUAUGGAAAGAGACGGCCGUCCGCGAUAUUUCCAGAAUCGAAACAUAUCGUAAAUUAUUGUUUAUUUUGAUAACAAUGCGCGACUCGAGUUACAAAAAUCUAUUAAAGUAGAUAGUCGCAUCGAAAUAUUUAUAUCUUUCAAAAUUGUUCCCUGACAAAGUGUAAGAGUACAAAGAUGCGACUAUACGAUAUAAAGUUUCAAUUUUUGCUCGAUAAAUAUAAUCUUUUUCUCUCUUCGCAUGUGCAUUAUUUUAUCUUGCUAUUAAAUUUGUUCGCCAACCAAACGUGAGAAGACAUUGAAGUAAAUCAACGUAUAAAAUGUAUAACACACGUGACGAGGAAUAGCUUCCGGAUUUCAGGAUUUCGUUCGAUCGCAUUUCACGUGGCACGCAGUCAUCUAGUCUAGAUUUUACG
Messenger RNA from Formica exsecta, 2232 nucleotides. It is a transcript of the gene nord, whose product is annotated as protein NDNF. The record is from RefSeq and is a predicted model, not a curated record. The transcript is spliced from 7 exons. The coding region runs from base 15 to 1721 and encodes 568 amino acids. Gene Ontology annotation, molecular function: protein binding. Lineage: Eukaryota; Metazoa; Arthropoda; Insecta; Hymenoptera; Formicidae.